This is a messenger RNA of Chenopodium quinoa (quinoa), 1575 nucleotides long. RefSeq lists its product as uncharacterized. The transcript has a single exon. The coding region runs from base 1 to 1575 and encodes 524 amino acids. The record is from RefSeq and is a predicted model, not a curated record. Lineage: Eukaryota; Viridiplantae; Streptophyta; Magnoliopsida; Caryophyllales; Amaranthaceae.
AUGGUGAAUGCAGCAAGUGGAGGAGGGCUAGUGAAUAAAACUCCAGGAGAUGCAACUAGGCUGAUUGCAGAGCUAGCAGAGAAUUCUAGGCAAUUCAGUCAGAGAACUCCCACGCGCCGGGUGAAUGCAGCAAAUUCAAAUACGUCUGAGUUAGAAAGUCAAGUAGCUGAUUUGACUUCUAUGAUGCGUGAGUUCAUGGUGAACUCAAGGAAUCCGCAGCAACUGAAUUCUUGUGGUAUAUGCACCUCCAUGGGACAUCCCACUGAUGCAUGUCCUCAAUUACAAGAGGAGCAGAAUGAGCAAGCAAAUGCAAUGGGUUUCCAAGGGCAAGGUCCUCAGAGAAGUUAUGAUCCCUAUUCAAAUACAUACAAUCCAGGAUGGAGGGAUCAUCCAAAUUUGAGAUAUGGGAACUCCCAAGGGAACCAACAACAACAAAAUGCUCAAGGCCAGCAACAGUAUCAGCAAUAUAGGGCACCAUUACCCAAACCUCAAGGCCAAAGCUCAAAUUCGAAUAAUAUGUCAACUGAAGAAAUGAUUAGAUCACUAACUUCUAAUGUAUCUACUAUGCAGCAAAACAUGGUGCAAUUUCAGCAAGAAACCAAAUCCAGUAUUCAGAAUUUGGAGAAUCAAGUGAGUCAAAUCUCAAGUGCGGUGAGCAGACUUGAAGCUAAGGAUUCGGGAAAACUUCCAUCUCAAACGGAGUUGAAUCCUAAGCAACAAGCCAACGCGAUUACACUGAGGAGUGUCAAAGAGCUGAAAGAGACUGAAAUUGCAACCAAGAGGGCUGAAGACUUGAUUGGAGCUGACGAGGAGGAAGUGGAACAUGAAGCUGUUGCAAACCCUUUAACUUUUCCCUCUUAUGAACCCACACCACCUUUCCCUGAAGCGUUGAAAGAGACGAAAAGGUACGAAAAAGACAAAGAUAUCUAUGAAACAUUCAGCAAAUGUGAGGUAAACAUUCCCCUUUUGAAUUUAAUAAAAAGUGUUCCUAGAUUUGCUAAAUUUAUGAAAGAGCUUUGUACUAUAAAGAGGAAGCACAAGUUGGGAGGAAAAGAAAAAGUGAAAGUGAGUGCUCAUGUUUCUGCAGUCUUUCAGAAGAAGCUCCCUGAAAAAUGCAGUGAUCCUGGUAUGUUUACUGUCCCAGUUACAAUAGGGGACACCACAUUUCAUAGACCUAUGUUGGAUUUAGGUGCUUCAAUCAAUGUUAUUCCAUAUUCCCUUUUCAAAUCUUUAGAACUUGGGCCCUUGCAUGAAACUGGGGUAGUGAUUCAGUUAGCUGAUAGGUCCAAUGUUUACCCUAAGGGAGUAGUGGAAGAUGUGCUUGUGAAAGUUGAUGAACUAAUCUUUCCUGCUGAUUUUUAUGUGCUUGAUAUGGAACAUGAUAGACAAGCAGUUCCCAUCUUGUUAGGAAGACCCUUCUUGAAAACUGCUAGGACAAAAAUUGAUGUUUUUACUGGUUCUUUAACUAUGGAGUUUGAUGGGCAAGAAAUUGUGUAUAACAUCUAUGAUUCCAUGAAAUAUCCUGUUGACACUCAUUCCUUGUGUUCCAUUGAUAUCAUUGAUCCUAUAGUGUAG